This is a messenger RNA of Sordaria macrospora k-hell, 525 nucleotides long. NCBI's taxonomy places the organism in Eukaryota, Fungi, Ascomycota, Sordariomycetes, Sordariales, Sordariaceae. The record is from RefSeq and is a predicted model, not a curated record.
AUGGUCUGGAAGAUCAUGCUAUUGCUUGCUGAAGAGCCCAGUAUUCAGAAGGCCUGGAAGGCCUUCUUUAAUACUGGUCCUUCAGUGAUCCCUUAUUGGAUCAUAACACGAAUGUUCAAGCUCAAUUUCAUGUUCAAGGCGUACGCAACUUUUGGAGCUCGCAAAGAAGAUUUCAAGCCGCUUAUCCGGGUUGCCAUCAACAACCUUCUCGCCUCCCCGCUGAUCGCGCGUUUGACCGCGAAGCCCCGUGUUGAGCUUGCGGCCAAGAUACAGAACGAGAUAUUGAAUGGCCAGAAGACCGAUGAUCUGGCCAUAGCCUCCCGGGUUAAGAAGGAAGCUAACCAUGCUGGUGCAGCUCAAUUAUCCCUUGAGCAGGCAGUCCAGCAGCAAGCAGAGCCUCUCCAAAUUGCCGAGAACGAGUAUGUUCAGAUCCAGGAUGCCCAUUCAGCUUUGGUCGUCAUGGAGGAGGACCAGCCUCAACGGGCCCAAGCUGCUGCCGGCACCAAAGCGCCAGCACGACUCUGA